UCAUCUGGUGCAGUCAGACCUAAAUAAACAUAAUUUGGUAAAUUAUUAGCGAAAUAAAUUGAUUGAAAUUAGAUUUUCGCGAAAAUGGGAGAGAAAUUGUUCGUUCUCUACGAGGUUUGAUUCGUUUGGUGCUCACACGACACUCGCGAGCUAUCAAAGGCGCAGUGUCAACAUGUUCAAUACACACAGGGAAUACAAGAAGUGGACGAGAUCUCGCUGUGACACGCAGAAGAAUGAGAGCCGCGCGACUCGCACGCACGUGCGCGGGCCGGGCGACAUCGGCAGCAGCAGCGACGUGCCCUUCCAGCGCGUGUCCGUCACCGGCAUACACGUCACUGGGGUUCCCCUGGAAGACCUGAUACGAUCAGCAACGCUCCUGAUCGACGCACUCGGCAUGCGGCGUCAGUACAUGGAGACGUCGGGGCAGUCGUUCUCGCAGGCCGUGCGCCAGCUCAUGAUGAUGCAAGGCAUCCCGCAGCGCACGCAGCGGAACCGAAACCGAUUCUCGCUGGAGUUCGACCGAGCGCUGCAGCAUAUUGGGACUGAAGAAGCAGAACGAUAUUUGCAGCUGACAGCGUGCUCAUCCGAGGCACUGAGACAUCAUCAGCCGCCUCUUGUCAGCCCGCAGAGAUCCGACACGAACAUGCCAAUAAUGAGGCCGCACAUGAGCUUCAUCAGGCCGGCUGACACCAUAAGGACGUCGAUCGAGAGCCACGAUGAAAUGGGAACUCGUCUGUCACCAGGGAUGCACUACGACCCUUGGGAGUGCCCCAUGCCUCCCAACCGGCACUACACGUGCCGCUGGGUGGGCGGCGUGAUGCAGUUCUACCGCGACGAGGCCGACGCCGCCGCCGACAACCCGCUGCCCUACCAGUUCAUCUCCUUCAAGCAGUACGUGGAGGACCUAACCAGGCUGUCUGACAUGAUCAGCGAUGGGCCGCUCAAGUCGUUCUGCUACCGGCGGCUGAGCUACCUGUCGUCUAAGUUCAAGAUGCACGUGCUGCUCAACGAGCUGCACGAGCUGGCGCUGCAGAAGGCCGUGCCGCACAGGGACUUCUACAACAUCAGAAAAGUGGACACUCACAUCCACGCGGCUUCGUGCAUGAACCAGAAGCACUUACUGCGCUUCAUCAAGCGCACGCUGCGGCAGCAUGCUGGCGAGGUUGUGACGCUGCACCAGGGCACGCCCAUGACGCUCAAGGCCGUCUUCGAGGACAUGCAGCUGGAUGCCUACGACCUUAACGUCGACAUCCUCGAUGUUCAUGCGGAUCGAAACACGUUCCAUCGGUUUGACAAGUUCAACGCGAAGUACAACCCCGUUGGCGAAAGCAGGCUUCGGGAGGUGUUCCUGAAGACUGACAACUAUCUCAACGGAAAAUACUUCGCCAGAAUCAUCAAGGAAGUAAUAGCAGACCUUGAAGAGAACAAGUACUCGUACGUGGAACCCCGCAUAUCCAUAUACUGCAAGAAUCAAAACGAGUGGAGCAAGCUCGCAUCUUGGGCUCUGCAGAACGACGUGCAUUCGCAGCACGUUCGCUGGCUAGUUCAAGUUCCUAGGCUAUAUGACAUUUACAGGAUAAACAAGCUGUUGAAGAAUUUCCAAGAGUUCUUGAACAACCUCUUUGAACCUUUAUUCCAAGUUUCCCUCGACCCAAGCUCCAAUCCUGAACUUCACAAAUUCCUUACGCAAGUGAUCGGAUUCGACAGCGUGGACGACGAGUCGAAGCCGGAGAACCCGCACCUGAACGAAAACAUGAAGACUCCUGAGGACUGGAGUGAGGAGGAGAACCCUCCCUACGCGUACUACCUCUACUACAUGUACGCUAAUAUGGUCAUGCUCAACCAGCUGCGACAAGAGCAAGGUCUGAACACGUUCGUGUUGCGGCCUCACUGCGGCGAGGCGGGCCCGCCCAUCCACAUGUGCGCGGGGUUCCUGCUGGCAGAGAACAUCUCCCACGGGCUCAUGCUGAGAAAGGUGCCAGUGCUCCAGUACAUGUACUACUUAGCACAGAUCUUCAUCGCGAUGUCGCCAUUAAGCAACAACUCGCUAUUCCUGCGGUAUCACCGCAACCCGCUGCCGGAUUUCUUCGCCAGGGGGCUAAGAGUAACCCUGAGCACUGACGACCCGCUGCAGUUUCAUUACACAAAGGAGCCCCUGAUGGAGGAGUACAGCAUCGCGGCGCAGGCGUGGAAGCUGAGCUCGUGCGACAUGUGCGAGCUGGCCCGCAACUCGGUGCUCAUGUCCGGGUUCCCGCACGAGCUGAAGCAGUACUGGGUGGGCGCGGACUACAUGACGGACGGCACGGAGGGCAACGACAUCACGCGCACCAACGUGCCCGACAUCCGCAUCUCCUUCCGCCACGAGACGCUGCUCGACGAGCUCGGGAACCUCUUCCGCGUCAGCACGGACUAGACCAGUGUCUUACCCAGUGGUAAAGUUUAUUGUGCGAAAAUUAAAAGAAUGUGGUGAAUGUGUAUGUAUUUUCGUUUAUUUAAAUUUUUGUCUGAACAUUAUCAUGUUAAAUAAAGGUUUAUACAGUGAUUUGAUUA
This is a messenger RNA of Ostrinia nubilalis (European corn borer), 2550 nucleotides long. Its product is annotated as AMP deaminase 2-like. Gene Ontology annotation, cellular component: cytosol. Gene Ontology annotation, molecular function: AMP deaminase activity. Gene Ontology annotation, biological process: IMP salvage; AMP metabolic process. The transcript is spliced from 17 exons. Lineage: Eukaryota; Metazoa; Arthropoda; Insecta; Lepidoptera; Crambidae. The record is from RefSeq and is a predicted model, not a curated record. The coding region runs from base 173 to 2413 and encodes 746 amino acids.